AUGGCGCCCAGUCAACUGAAGACUUUGCUGGGAUCAAUUAGGCGCAAACCUGCGCAAGCACCAGAUGGCAAGAGAGACGACGAAGCAGCUGCAGUUCAGAUAUCAGAAAAGACUUCUAUCGGCCAUGACCUCGCCCACCUCGGUUUCAAAAAUGCCAGAACCGUCGCAGAGGCUAUAACCACUCUUGCGUCUGGUGAACCUUUGAAUGACAGAGAUCUUUUGCUCGAAAAUGGCGUCUCGAUGCUUCAGUCCUUGCCGACAAAUAGUGGCUUGAGUGAAACGGUCUCUAAUAAUUUCAUUGGCAUGCUGUGGCAUGAUCUGCCUCAUCCACCCCCUACAACCUCUGGCCCGACAGCUCGAUAUAGACAGCCUGACGGAAGCGGCAACAAUCCAUGGACACCUGAGAUGGGCAAAGCAGGAUCGCCCUAUUCCCGCAGCGUUCCUCCUACCAAACCCAAAGGACCGAAUCUCCCAGAUCCCGAGCUUGUCUUCGAUCAGCUUCUAAAACGCAAUGGCCGUUUCCGCCCCCACCCUUCAGGCCUAAACCGACUUUUUUUCUCAUUUGCUAAUAUCGUCAUCCAUGAAUGCUUCCAGACUUCUCGAACAGACCCAUGGAUCAAUGAGACUUCAAGCUAUGUAGAUCUGAGUACAGUCUAUGGGAACACCGAGAAGGAGCAAAAGCGAGUCCGAACUUACGAGGAUGGGAAAAUCUUCCCCGACUCGAUCGCAUCUGAGAGAAUUAUGAUGAUGCCGCCAGGUGUCGUUGCGGUUUUGCUAAUGUUCUCGAGAAAUCACAAUCAUAUUGCUCAGAAUCUGUUGUCUGUUAAUGAACAGGGCAAGUAUAAAGACUGGGAUAGCCUGAGUGAUAAGCAUAAAGUGUGGCAAGAUGAAGACAUCUUCCAACUCUCACGCAACAUUAACGUGGGUUUCUUUGCUUCCGUAGUACUGAAGGAUUACGUUGCAGCUAUUCUCAACACCCCACGAGCUAAUUCAACCUGGUCGCUUGACCUUGGGGCCGAGAUCAAACAAUCCGGAAAACGCAUCGAGCGAGGAACUGGCAACCUAGUGUCCGUCGAAUUCGCUGUCCUUUACCAUUGGCAUGCCGCUCUCAGCGCCGCCGAUGAAAAAUGGAUGGAAGAUGUAUUAAAGGCGGAUCUACCUGAACUCAAAUCGAUUGACGACGUAACGGUCGAGAUGUUCAAAACGGUCAUGAUGAACCAUGGCCACAAGCUCAUGGCCACCCCACCAAAAGAGUGGACAUUUGCAGGCCUUCACAGGGGGCCAGAUGGAAGAUUUAAUGAUGCCGCCCUUGCAGAGAUACUCAAGGAUUGUAUCGAAGAGCCAGCACAUGCAUUUGGGGCGCAUGGUACUCCAGCCAGUCUUAAGGUUGUUGAAAUCAUGGGUCAGCUGCAAGCUAGGGAUAUUUUCAAUGUUUGCACUAUGAAUGAGUUCCGCCGAUAUCUCAACCUGAAGCCCUACAAAGAUUUUGAAGAUUGGAAUCCGGAUAAGGAAACUGCCAGAGCUGCGGAGCUCCUGUAUGGCCAUAUAGAGAAUCUUGAAUUGUACCCUGGUCUAAUGGCCGAGGUGACCAAGCCAGCCAUGCCUGGUAGUGGUGUCUGUCCCGGUCAUACAACUGGACGUGGAAUUCUCGACGACGCAGUCGCUCUCGUCCGUGGCGAUCGAUUUCUUAGCUACGACUUCAACAGCACCACUCUGACCAAUUGGGGAAUCGCUAAACUUGGGUCGCUUCCACCCGGCGCCUACGGUGGUAUGUUCCCUCAUCUUCUAUUCAAUGGUCUUCCAGGCGCUUGGACUGGCACCUCUACAUAUGCACUACUCCCCUUCUAUACCCCCGCAGCAGCCAAGGGGAUCCUGAAGCAGAACAAGGUCAUUCAGGAGUACGACUUGGACAGACCGGCUAGUGACAUGGAGGUUAUUGGUAUACAUACACAUGAUGGCUGCAAAAGGGUGUUCGAAGAUCGAGAAAACUUCCGUGUAAUGUAUCAAAAGGCGAUUCGCAAUUGCACCGCUGGUCAUGAUUUUAUGAUUGGGUGGGAUGAUGCUAAACGACACGAUACUCGCUCAAACCUCCUUCAUGAGGUCUUCUUCGAGGAAGGGUUCGAGGCCAAAGUUUCCCAUUUCUUCAAGACGAAUGUCGCAAAGCUCAUCAAGGAACACUCACUGAAAUACUCGAGCAAGAGAAGAUCAAUUGACAUCGUACGUGAUGUUACCAACGUCACCCCGAUCCUCUGGCUAGCGGAAAGGUUUGCUAUACCUCUCAAGACCCGCGACCAACCUCAUGGCUUGUUGUCAAUUCCUGAAGCCUUCCAAAUCUAUCUAGUACUGUUCAUGUAUCAAAGCUUCAAUAUCAUUCCUGCCAAUGAGUGGAAAUUGCGAGAGGGCGCAUCGAAAGCCGCACCCAUUCUCAGGGGUAUUUUUGAAGCUCACCUCAAGACCCAGCAGGGCUUCAAGGAGACGAUUGUGGAUUGGCUCGCCAAAGGUAGCGCCUUCGAAGUUGGUCCUGAAGCCGAUAGGUUAUAUCAUGCCCUCCACGAAUCCAAAUUGCCCAUUGGUGAUUUGGUUGGUGAUUGUAUCGGCAUGGGGGCCCCAGUUGCUGGCAACUUGACCCAGCAGGCUUCUCUACUCAUUGACUUAUUCCUUAGCGAUGGAUACGAAGAGUACAAAGCACGUAUCGUUGAACUAGCUCACAUGGACGAUCCUGCUUCGGAAAGAGAACUGCAGGGUUUCAUUUAUGAAGGUAUGCGGCACGCUGGAGUCGUUCCUGGUCUGCCCCGUGUUGCAUCCCAGGACGUCACGGUCAUGGAUGGCGCUCGUGGGCCUAUUCACAUCAAGGCCGGGCACACAAUUCUUGCAGCCACCUCAAAAGCUGCGAUGGAUCCUGUGGCUUUCCCCGACCCGGAGAAGUUUAAUCCUCACCGCCCCUUCUCGGACUACACCCUCCUGGGUCACGGAUUGCACUUCUGCUUCGGAGCUAGAUUGGUUGGAUGUUCGCUCGCCGCCACACUUAGAGAGGUAUUCAAGCUUAAGAAUGUCAGAAGAGCACCGGGUCCGCAAGGGUACUUCACAAUUGUUGAGCAUGAGUUUGCGGGAGUGACGAUGAGGCAGUACCUGGAUGGAAAUGCGAAGGAGUCGCCCAUCCCAACCACGUUGACCUUGGAGUAUGACGAGUAG
Venustampulla echinocandica is the source of this 3192-nucleotide messenger RNA. RefSeq lists its product as uncharacterized. Gene Ontology annotation, molecular function: peroxidase activity; heme binding; iron ion binding. The coding region runs from base 1 to 3192 and encodes 1063 amino acids. The transcript has 3 exons. NCBI's taxonomy places the organism in Eukaryota, Fungi, Ascomycota, Leotiomycetes, Helotiales, Pleuroascaceae. The record is from RefSeq and is a predicted model, not a curated record. Gene Ontology annotation, biological process: response to oxidative stress.